CUAAAGUGAUGCAUUACCAAAUGUCCUAGUUUUGCUCCUACUUUUGCCACCCACCUAAUCUCGCUAUAAACUUCUUACACCGUUCUAUCCUCAAUCCCCUCUCCUCUUCCAUUCACCUCUUGUUAGAUAGCAAGAACUAGUUCAAAAGUUACAAUUACUACAAUCUCAAUUAGUCCAAAUCUCCUACCUUCAGCUACCUUUCUUACUACUCUGUGCUUAUAAGAGCCACUUGCAUAAAACAUACUCUGAGGCAGUGUAGGUUCGCCAGUCACACGAUGGGGGAAGAAGCUAAGCAGGAAGCGGAGGCGAAACAAGAAGAAAAUAAAGAAAAAAAGACAGAGGAAACAAAGCCAGGGCCUGCUCCUUCAGUCGUGUUGUCUCUGGAUUUGCACUGUGUUGGAUGUGCAAAGAAGAUUGAGAAGUGCAUGCUCAAGUGCACAGGGGUUGAGAGUGUUGAGGUGGACAUGGUGAAGAACCAGGUCACAGUGAAAGGGGUUGUGGAUUCUCAAUCUCUGUGCUCCAGAAUCCACAAGAGAACACGGAGGAAAGUGCAAGUAGUCUCUCAGCCGACUGCAGAGACCGAAGGGGACUCCAUGCCGGAAGUUGUUCCACCUCAGGAGAGUAGCAUGGCAACAAUUGAGCUCCUUGUCUACAUGCACUGUGAGAUAUGUGCAGAGCUGCUGAAGAGGAAGAUACUAAAGAUGAAAGGAGUGCAAACAGCUGAGACUGAUACGAGUGCUGGGAGGGUGACUGUAACUGGAACAAUGACUGUUGAAAAGCUAGUUGAGUACAUACACAGGCGAACUGGGAAACUAGCUACUGCUGUUCCUCCACCACCACAACCCCGCAGCGAAGAGGAGAAGAAAGAACAGGACAAGACACCUGAGGAAGAAAAUAAAGAGGAGAAAAAGGACAAAGAGAAGGCACCUGAAGGACAAGGCAAUGGCGAUGAUACGAAUGGUGAUGCCGAAAAAGAAAAGACAAAAGAAAGCGAAGAGAUCGAUACCACCACAAUUGUUGGCCAAGAGGACAUGAUGAGGAGAAUGAUGUAUUGGCAUGGCAACUUCAUCAGGGAAGAAGAGAUGGCACAGAAGACGAUGAUGCAUGGGAUGCCAGUAUUGAUCAACCAACCUCCCCCACCACCUCAGUUCUUCAGCGACGAAAACCCCAAUGCUUGUUGCAUCACAUAAAACUCAAAACAAGAUCAUGGCAAAACUAAUCCUUGUGGAUUGGUUCUUUCUUGGUGGUUAAUGUUAUCUAUGAAUUGUAAUUUAUCUAUAAUAAGAUCUCAACACAAAGGCUUGAUUAAUAUAACCAACUAUUUCAGAAUCAAAAUGAACGUUUGAGUUGUAGCAUACUAGACAAUGUCAGCAACAAAAGCAACUAAAACUUUGAUACUAAGAUCAUAAGAUUCAGCUUUUGGGCGUAAUGUAAAGAUCAUAACUGACAAUUUGACAAACAAAAUAUGACGAAUAAAUUAUGAGAACAAUACAAAAAAGCAUAAAGCCAUCGCAUGUGGAAAAAUAGGUGCAGAUGUGAACAAUUACAGUGAA
Zingiber officinale is the source of this 1553-nucleotide messenger RNA. RefSeq names its product heavy metal-associated isoprenylated plant protein 9-like. The record is from RefSeq and is a predicted model, not a curated record. Gene Ontology annotation, molecular function: metal ion binding. Lineage: Eukaryota; Viridiplantae; Streptophyta; Magnoliopsida; Zingiberales; Zingiberaceae. Bases 276 to 1190 code for a protein of 304 amino acids. The transcript has 5 exons.